Molecule: messenger RNA, 1179 nt
Organism: Penicillium cataractarum
Lineage: Eukaryota; Fungi; Ascomycota; Eurotiomycetes; Eurotiales; Aspergillaceae
Exons: 1
Coding region: 1-1179 (392 amino acids)
Molecular function (GO): protein binding
Source: RefSeq, a predicted model, not a curated record
AUGCCCGAGCGCAUCCACCGAGCAACAGAAAAAGUGUUUCGGAGCGUCAUGAGAAUGAAGUCCUGGUCGCCCACCCGUUCGCGCAAGCAGCAAAAGGACGAGUCGGGCCGCUGCUAUCUCAUGGAACUCCCCACGGAGUUAUUACUAGAGAUAGUCUCGCACUUGACGCUCGUGCCGGAGGCGGCCUUUGCGCUGACCUGUAAGCGCAUGCUGGCAAUUUCCGGCGAAAUCCUCAAAUCACAAUCCCUCCGGUUCGGUCGAGACUUUGCGCCGCUUUUCCACCAUUAUCGGAAUGGUCACAACUUUGUUACGCCGCGAUGGCAGUUUAUCAACCUUUUGGAGAAUUCAAAGUGGCGCGUCUGCUCCAAGUGCUUGAAAUUACAUCCGCGGACGGCAUUUUCCACGCGCGAACUAAGACGCAAGUCGGAUCAUCGAUCGUGCAAUGUGGGCGAACUAGCAGGGAUCGUCGACUUGUGUCCCUGCAAGAAGAUCACCUUCCGUGAUAAACUGGAUCUAAUGGACCACCUGCGAGUUCGAAAGAUCUCUGUGAACGCCCUCAAGACACAGUUUGGUGAUAAAGUUGGAGACCGAUAUUGCUGGCAUUCAUGUACAGAGCAGUACGGACCCACCGAGCUGAAAGUAUCUCUCUUCCCGGAACUCGACGAGGAAGAUCAGUUGAUUAUGCGCACCGAGUACCAACUCACGACCGAAGCGGGCCAAGUCGGUAAAGAAGAGUAUAUGACACCGCGCUUUGGAUGCGCACACCGAUCAGUCGAUCUCUGGCUUUCGAGCGUCUACCAAACCACUAUCUGCCGCCUCUUCGACUCAUUUUGUACCUCGUGCCGUCGCAUCUCAGUCUGCGGUGCCUGCAACACUACCUUGAAGUGUCCACGAAAACAGCCGUUCCAUUCUGAAGAGUCCGGUAAAGAUACAUUUAACUUCUGGACGCAGCGCAACCUUGGCGGCUCAAAUGCCAUCCCCGAUGCUGCGUGGGGUGCGCAACGCAUUCAUCCCGCAGAACCAUCGAUCGGCGUGGAGAACUGCAACGAGCUGUGCCCCUGGACGGUGCGAGAACAUCCUCCUUUGACAUUCUCGCCCAGUAUUGGGGAGGAGGUUAUUGAGCCGGCGAUGAACCCGCAGCCUUUGAGUUCACUCUACUCGUCGAUUCGCAUGUUGUAA